UUGAGGACGCCAAAGUUUGUGUGUUUUUCUUCAGAGUCAGGAUAACGUUUCUGCGAGGAGGAAAACCAGACAGGGAAGCUCGCCCUAACUUGUACAGUUUGUUUUGAUGAGCAAUUGUGAUUACUUUUUCAUGCAUUUGGAUACUGGUUGUUAUUACCGUAUUUUAUUAAAUGCUUGUGGCAUGCAUGCGUAUGCUCUAAUUUGUGAUUUGGUCGGCGUUCUGGGGAAUAAGUUCUUGUAAAAGUGUUUGGCUCUAUACAGUUGUGGACAGAUUUCGUAUGUGGAAAAUGUCAAGUGUUCGCGUCUCUAAAGGAAGUCCGACGUUGGAAAGGGUGGAUGCUAGACUUACGGACCACAGUAAACCUCCGGUACGUAGAAAUCUCUUUGGAUCUGUGGAUCACGACGAAUUUAAGAGGGAUUCGACAGAGCAGUUGCAAGAGAUGGAAAAAGCGUCUGCCGAUACUUGGAACUUCGAUUUCUCUGCGAACAAGCCCCUGUCGUCUGGUAAAUACGAAUGGGUGGAGGUCGAUGGCAAAGACUUGCCAGACUUUUACACCAGACCGCCACAUAAACGGGCUACCUCCUCUGGAACUGUGGACCAUAACGGGAAUCACGAUUACUCGUCGCCGACUGCUUCCCCAGAGAGCGGAGAGGGGCACUCAGACGACACCAAGAAUUGCCGAGAGUCGCAUACUGCUACGAGAAAAAGACCUGCAAGUCCCGAAUCAUCACGCCAAAGUAAAAGAUCACACACCAGUCCGGGCGAAGAGCACUCUGCAGAUUUAACGCAUUCAGAACAAACACCAAGCAAAUCAGAUCCUAGGACUUAGAGGUGUUUUUAUAAACAACGAAUGAAAGCUUCCUUCUUUCUCCAUCCAGUUCUUCUUUGUUUUAUGAAGAAAGGAGGGACAGCAGUGAGAGAGGAACGCAUAUCGUCUUACCUAAGGAUUUGCGAGGCAGUAUAAGCACUGAAUUUUGACACUAAAGCUUUGGCACUCAACAGAAUACAUUUGCCUCAGAAGCAGACAAUGUAGC
Messenger RNA from Chanos chanos (milkfish), 1035 nucleotides. RefSeq names its product cyclin dependent kinase inhibitor 1Ba (gene cdkn1ba). The transcript has 3 exons. NCBI's taxonomy places the organism in Eukaryota, Metazoa, Chordata, Actinopteri, Gonorynchiformes, Chanidae. Gene Ontology annotation, molecular function: protein-folding chaperone binding; cyclin-dependent protein serine/threonine kinase inhibitor activity. The record is from RefSeq and is a predicted model, not a curated record. Gene Ontology annotation, cellular component: cytoplasm; nucleus. The coding region runs from base 279 to 830 and encodes 183 amino acids. Gene Ontology annotation, biological process: negative regulation of cyclin-dependent protein serine/threonine kinase activity; G1/S transition of mitotic cell cycle; negative regulation of cell population proliferation.